Messenger RNA from Aegilops tauschii subsp. strangulata, 939 nucleotides. Lineage: Eukaryota; Viridiplantae; Streptophyta; Magnoliopsida; Poales; Poaceae. The record is from RefSeq and is a predicted model, not a curated record.
GGUUUUUUCUCGCACCGGGUACCUUAUCCUUUCCCCCUGAGCACUGCCUCACCCACUCCCCCAAGUCUAGCCUCACGUUAUCCUCCCGGUGGUUACAUCGGCGAUUUCUUCCGGCGAUUGGAGCGGCGGCGGGUGGCGCGCUAGUGCGGCAGAGAGGAUGCGGGAAGGUUGUGUCCCUGCGGUAGGAGGCGGCGGCGGCCCAGCGGGAGGAGGCGGCGGCGAGGAUGCGGCUGGCGGGAGGGGGCAGCGACCGGCAGGAGCUAUUCCGGCGAAUUGGGAGCUCCUCCUGCACGUCCAGGGCACCGUCCGACACCACGCGCGCGCAUAUGCCGCGUCCGGGAGUGCGAGCAGCGUGGCGCUGCCAGUCGCCCUGGCCACCCACAUCCUGGCGCGGCGGCCUGGUCAGCGGGGACCCGUUCGUGGCGUCGCUUUGCCGGGUCGCGCGGGUACGGCGGCGAGGAUGUGGGAUGGCUGCAUCAGGCGGCUACAUAGCCGGUAGAUAUGGAGGCGGCCGCGACACUCGAGGAGAGGGAGCGGCUAGCGAUGGGGCCGAGGGCUGGGUGCUCCCGUCGUCGCACACGGUCGCUGAGGGGAGCUGGCGGCUAUGGAGGACGUCGAGUGGCGGUGGCGGUCGCUUUCGCUUUUGUUUUCUUGUGCAGCCGCUCCCGCUUUUGCUCCGAGUGCCGUCGUCAGCCGUUGAUCCCUCCAUUUGGGGCUUGCUGGAGGAAUAAGAUGAGGCCUGGUGCGUUCUCCUCCCGAACUGAGUUGUUCGAUCGAUGCCCCUCCUGCCCCCAAACCAAAUGUUCGGUCUCGGGUGCUCCCAGACCAAACGGUCGGGAGUUAUCGACGUCCUACAUUUCAACCACUAUUUGUUUAAACUAAAUUGACGAAAUUCAUACAGAUACGGCUGAUCGCAUAUAAACUAGACGAAAUUCAUUA